Cylindrotheca closterium is the source of this 2502-nucleotide messenger RNA. The record is from the annotation of a GenBank genome assembly. Lineage: Eukaryota; Bacillariophyta; Bacillariophyceae; Bacillariales; Bacillariaceae.
AUGGACAACGAAAAGAUUGUCGCUUCGGCUCUAGAAAGCGCAAUCCCCCCAUCGGAAGAGCACAUUGACGAGGAUACACAUGAAUAUAUCUCAUCUAUACUAUCCGAGGACCCCUUUGAUGAAGACACACGUGAAGCUGUUCGUGAACUGAUUUUGUCAGCAACGGAAGAUAAUGAUCAAGUGGAUGGAGUUGCGCUAUGCCAAUCGCUGUUCGAGCUCCUCGAUCUGGGGAAGGAAAGUGGCUCGGGCCCUGAUGGAAAAGGCGAAAAUGCGGAACCUGAACUCCGAAUGCUAGGCGAAUCUGUGACAAUGAAAAAACAGGAUGUCCAAACAUUUGCUUCUGGGCUCAGGGCCAAAACAGACAGCGGAGUUGAACUAGAGGAAUCAGCAAUCGCAUCCUUUUAUGCAAACAUGAUUGAUCCUAAUGCUUCCGAGGCUGCAAUAUCCGAGCGUGAUCGCCGUAAGGCAAGACAGAAAGAGAUGCGUAUUGAAAUGGAGGAGGAAGAGCGUCAACGAGCCAUCAAGGAGGCGAUGGAUAUGUUCCAGGACAAUGGUGAAGACGACAACGAAUCUUUGAUGGAGAAGGCCCAACAAGACAACAUGCAAGAUGUCCACUUGAAGAACUUUGAUCUGCCAAAUCUGCGAGGUGGUGGGCCGAAUCUCCUCCAAAACGCAAGCUUGACUCUAGCACGGGGGCGCAGAUUCGGGCUAAUGGGAAGAAAUGGAUGCGGAAAGACUACAUUCUUGACAUUCUUGGCGAAACGACAAAUUGCUGAUGCCAUCCCCAAGAACAUGAAUAUGCUAUUGGUGCGCCAAGAGAUUUUUGGUAAUGAAUUGUCAGCUGUCGAGACUGUCCUGAAAAGUGAUGUGAAGCGGGAGUCUGUCAAGCGAUACAUUGAAUGGCUUGAAAAAGAGCUCGACAAGCUUGAUAACCCUGAGAAGUAUGCUGAAGAAGAAAAGAACGAUGAGGGGGCAGCAGAAGCCAAAACUGCAUCAGAAAAGAAGAAAGAGUCGAAGGGAAAGCAAAAGUUGCGGGAUCGGAAGAAGCAAGGCGCUCAGCAAAAGGCCAAGAAGGCUGUUGCAUCUGUUUCGAAGGUGAAGGAGUCCAAGGAAGAAAGGAGAAAGCAAUUGAACCUGAAAUUGAUCCAAGCACACACUCGAUUGGGAGAAAUCGAGGCAGAGGAGGGUGGUGAUCCCGAGCCCCGAGCGAGAAAGGUUCUGGCUGGACUUGGAUUCUCCGUGGAGAUGCAAGAUAAGCCAACCCAAGCGCUCUCCGGAGGAUGGAGAAUGCGUGUUUCGUUGUCUUGUGCUUUGUUUGCCAGCCCCGCGCUGCUAUUGUUGGAUGAACCGACAAAUCAUUUGGAUUUGGAGGCUGUUCUUUGGCUCGAAAGAUACCUGACAAAGGAUUUCAAGGGUACACUGGUUGUUGUUUCGCACGAUCGCCAUUUCUUGAACGAAGUUGUUACUGACGUGGUCCAUUUUCACAAGGAUACCUUGACGACGUACCGUGGAGACAUUUCAAACUUUGAAGCUGUCCGUGCGGAUGACAAGUUGCGCCAGGAACGCCUCCGAGAACAGCAGGAAGCAAAGCGAGCCCACUUGCAAAAGUACAUUGAUCUUCAUGCUCAAGCUGGGGAGAACGGCCCGAAGGCCUCUCGCCAGAGAAAGUCGAAGAUGAAGAAGCUGGACAAACUUGGUGUCAUGUCACAGGAUGGAAAGAAAUGGAAAGCGAGCGACGGUGUUGAUGCCGAAGAAGUCGAGGAAGUGGAAGAAGAAGAAGACGUGACUUUGAUAUUCCCUGAUCCUGGUUCCUUUGACAAGGAUAUUAUUCGACUAGAUCAAGUGAAUUUUGGCUACUCUGCUGAAGAUGUCCUACUACAAAAUGUGGAUCUUACCGUGAACAUGAAAUCCAGAAUUGCUCUUCUCGGGCGAAACGGAUGCGGAAAGUCCACCUUGAUAAAACUCACAGUUGGCGGGCUGGAACCAUUGUCAGGUGCAGUCAGGAUUGACCCUCGAGCGAAAAUCGAAUACUUGGCACAGCACCAACUUGAACAAUUGGAUCCAGAUGGUACCCCAUUGCAAACAAUGGUUGACCGCUAUCCAGGAAACCGGAGUAACACUCACAUAGGAGAACUUCGACGUUACCUUGCCAACUUUGGACUGGGAGGCGAGAUCUUACCAAACCAGAAGAUUCAUACCAUGUCUGGAGGACAAAAGUGUCGACUCUGUUUGGCUUGUGCCAUGUACCGAAAGCCGCACCUAUUGAUUCUGGAUGAACCUACAAAUCACUUGGAUUUGGAAACAACUGAGGCCUUAAUCGAAGCAAUUCGCGGAUUCAAUGGUGGGGUGCUACUUGUCAGUCACGACCAGCACUUGUUGACGAGCGUGUGUGAUGACCUUUUAGUGGUCGAGAAGCGUCGACUUGGAAUCCUCCGAGAUGGGAAUUCCAACAAAGAUGCCUUUGAAGCAUACAAGCGAGCCGUUGUGGCUGGGAAACGGUAG